AUGAAGAUGCUGACAAAGUUUGAAUCGAAGUCCACUAGGGCAAAAGGGCUGGCUUUCCAUCCGUCUAGACCUUGGGCUCUUGUGGCACUAUUCUCGUCGUCCAUCCAACUGUGGGAUUAUCGCAUGGGUACGUUGCUGCACAAAUUCGAGGACCACGAGGGCCCUGUAAGAGGUAUCGAUUUUCAUCCUACCCAGCCAUUGUUUGUAUCAGCAGGAGAUGACUACACUAUCAAAGUAUGGUCUCUAGACACCAAGAAAUGCCUGUUCACACUCAAUGGACAUCUGGACUACGUAAGAACGGUGUUUUUCCACCGCGAAUUACCAUGGAUCAUUUCAGCCUCCGACGACAAUACUAUUCGUAUCUGGAACUGGCAAAACCGCAAAGAGAUUGCAUGCCUAGCGGGACACAGUCAUUUUGUUAUGUGUGCUGAUUUCCAUCCGACAGAGGACCUGGUGGUUUCGGCGUCGCUGGACGAAACUGUCAGAGUCUGGGAUAUCUCUGGUCUACGCAAAAGGCAUUCUGCCCCCAGCACUUACUCGUUGGAAGAUCAGAUGGCCGCACAGCAGAACCUAAUCGAGGGAGGUUUUGGAGACUGCGUGGUGAAAUUCAUCCUGGAAGGUCACUCCAGAGGGGUCAAUUGGGCUAGCUUCCACCCAACUCUCCCAUUGAUUGUGUCAGGUGGGGAUGAUCGCCAGGUUAAGCUAUGGAGAAUGAGCUCUACAAAGGCAUGGGAGGUUGAUACUUGUAGGGGCCACACAAAUAAUGUCGAUAGUGUCAUAUUUCACCCUCAUCAAAAUCUAAUUAUAUCUGUGGGCGAAGAUAAGACCAUUCGUGUUUGGGACCUCGACAAGAGAACACCUGUAAAGCAGUUCAAGAGAGAAAACGAUCGGUUCUGGCUUGUUAGAGCUCAUCCUAAUAUCAACCUUUUUGGCGCCGCUCAUGAUUCGGGUAUUAUGGUAUUCAAGUUGGAUCGUGAACGGCCAUGUAGUGUACUCAAUCAAAAUCAAUUACUAUUUGUCAACAAGGAAAAGCAAGUCCAGACUUUUGACUACCAUAAGAAAAUCGCGUCUUUGCCAUACGUGUCCUUAAAGAAAAUUGGCCAUACUUGGAAUGCCUUUAGAAGUAUAUCCUAUAACCCCUCCCAACAUUCUAUUCUGGUCAACUGCUCAGACAAUCAAAGCGACAAAUUUGCUUUAUGCACUCUACCUAAACAGCCUACAGGUGCCAUUGAGCCCACCAAUAUUCUAGAGGACUCUGGUUCUUUUGCCACGUUCGUCGCUCGUAACAGGUUUGUGGUUUACAACAGUUCUAGCUCGGCGCUUGAAGUGCGCGGCUUGGACAACAAGGUCACGAAGUCUAUCAAGAUUACAGGUGAAGGUUCUGUAAGGAACGUCGUAUAUGGUGGGCCUGGAUCAGUGCUGAUUUUGAAAUCGAAGUCAGUUGUCCUAUUUGAUGUUCAACAGGGCAAGACACUGGCAGAUGUCUCUCUCAAAAAUGUGAAGUACGUAACCUGGUCCGUGGACGGUCAAUACAUUGCUCUUAUGAGUAAGCACACCAUCACAAUCGUUACGAAGAACCUUGAAAUCAUCACUUCAAUGCAUGAAACAAUUCGGGUCAAAAGCGCAUCGUGGGACGAGAGUGGAGUGUUGAUUUACUCGACAUUAAACCACAUCAAGUACACUCUUCUCAAUGGAGACAAUGGGAUUAUCAAAACUCUGGAAAAGACUCUUUACAUCAACAAAGUCCAGGGAAAAUUUGUUUAUGCUCUUAAUCGCGAAGGAGAGAUAGAAAUUGUAACUAUUGAUCCCACCGAGUACAGAUUCAAGAAGGCAUUGGUCAAUCGUAAUUUCCCUGAAGUAUUGCGUCUCAUUCAGAACUCUAAUUUGGUUGGACAAAAUAUUAUAUCUUAUUUACAGAAGGCAGGAUUCCCGGACAUUGCUCUUCAAUUUGUUCAGGAGCCACAAACGAGAUUUGAUCUUGCCCUCGAGCACGGAGACCUCACUGUUGCUUUGGAAGAGGCUCAAAAACUUGAUACUGAUGCCGCCUGGGAACAGCUAGGUAAAGCUGCUUUACAACAAGGUAAUUUCCAACUGGUAGAGGUUGUGUACCAAACACAAAAGAGCUUCGACAAACUCUCAUUUCUUUACUUGGUCACUGGUGAUCUGUCGAAGCUGUCUAAAAUGGAAGCAAUUGCCGAACAUAGAGGUGAUCUUUCAAGCUUGAUUCUCAACACUUUUUACAGUAACUCUGCUGACAAGAGACGAGCGGUCUUUGCUGAUGCAGGAUCUUUGCCACUAGCCUAUGCAAUUGCUAAGUCCAAUAAGGAUGACAUAGCGGCUUCUCAAAUUUUAGAGAAGGCUGGAAUUGAUGAACAAGAUAUCGCCCUUCCCGAUUACAUUUCCUCUUCAGCGCAUUAUAAAGCCCCGAUGAUUGCAGAUCCGAUCUUGCAAUGGCCGUUGGAAGCUGCAGAACCCUCUUUCUUCGAAAAGGCUUUGGCCGGCGGAAUUGAAAACUUGAGUGUGGACGAAAAGUCCCAAGAUCGGGAAUUAGAUGUGGGUUCAGCCUCAAUGGCCGAAGAAGAAGCUACAUUUUCGGAUGAAGAACAAGUCGUUGAUGAUGGUGGCUGGGACAUGGGCGAGGAAGACUUGGGCUUGGAAGAAGAAGAAUUCGUAGAGCCAGAAUCUGUACCCGGUGAGGGGGUUAACGCUAAAUCUGGGACGGAGGAGAGCGAACUCACCCAGUGGUCUAAGAACUCUAAACUCCCAUACGUUCUCAUUGCUUGUGGCGCUUUCGAAGCUGCCGCUCAAGCAUUGAACAAACAAGCCGGUGUGGUUAACUUCGAACCUUUGAGACCUCGUUUCCAUGAAAUUUUCGAAAGUUGCAGAACUUACAUGGCGGCCACCCCAAUCGAACUGCCUAGCAUUAUCGGGUUAAUUCGUGCGAGUGCUGACGAGGAAGAGCGUGGAAAACUUUUACCAUUCGUUGCUGGCAUCGAUGUGGUGACAGGCAAGAUGAACGAAGGUUUCAAAUUGUUCAAGGCAAACAAGCUCGAACUUGCCAUUGAGGUUUUCCGUGACGUUAUAUACACAAUUACACUCUUAGCGGUGAGUAACGAGGAGGACGAGGCUCUCGCGCGAAAGACCUUAACGAAAGCCCGUGAGUACAUCCUUGGUAUCUCUAUUGAGCUAGCCAGGCGUGCGUUACAAGUCGAAGAUGUGAAACGAAACCUGGAGCUAGCGUCUUACUUUACAACCGCAAAACUGCUUCCUCCACAUAGAAGCACGGCCUUGCAAGUCGCUAUGUCACAAUCAUUCAAGCAUAAAAAUUUUAUUCAAGCUUCCUACUUUGCCGGAGAGUUCCUCAAAAUCGUAACCACGGGCCCACGCUUUGACCAGGCACAUAAAAUAAAAGACAGGGCUGACCUAAUGGCACAUGAUGCUAUUGAGGUUGAUUUCGAUCCUUAUGCGGAAUUUACUAUUUGUGCCUCGACGUUCACGCCAAUUUACAAAGACACUCCUGCGGUAACCGAUCCCUUGACUGGAACCAAGUAUCACGUAUCGCAAAAAGGUAGAACUGACACUAUUGCAGGUUUGUCCAAGAUUGGUGCUCCAGCUUCGGGCCUUAGAAUUUUACUUUGA
Messenger RNA from Lachancea dasiensis, 3639 nucleotides. NCBI's taxonomy places the organism in Eukaryota, Fungi, Ascomycota, Saccharomycetes, Saccharomycetales, Saccharomycetaceae. The record is from the annotation of a GenBank genome assembly.